This is a messenger RNA of Arachis duranensis, 882 nucleotides long. RefSeq lists its product as uncharacterized. Bases 138 to 554 code for a protein of 138 amino acids. The record is from RefSeq and is a predicted model, not a curated record. Lineage: Eukaryota; Viridiplantae; Streptophyta; Magnoliopsida; Fabales; Fabaceae. The transcript has 4 exons.
UUUUGGGUUGGAAUUCAAAUUUCAAACACACAAUUUGAAUGAGCAUUCCAAAUCAAUAGUGAAUAAAUUUAAACUUUCUCUUCUAUCCUUGGACGCUGUCUCUCUCGCUAAAAGAAAAAAGAAGGAACUCACGGGUGAUGAAAACAGUAACUGGCAUAGAAGAUAGAGAAUGGGCGUGCUCAGUGCUGCGGGUUGGGAGAGCGUCUGUCGAAGAAAAAAGAAGACGACGACAGAGGCUCCGAAUCUGUUUCCGGCGAGUAGCAAAGAUGAAGAAUAAUAAAUUAGAGGUGGCGGUGACUGUUGGUGCAGCUGCAAGGAGAAAGAAUAGUGGCACGGUGAGUGGUGUUAUUACCAAAGGAGCAGCUGGCAACAAGUUGACCACUUCGGUCAAAAGAAUGGAGAGCUUCGAGAUCCUGUCGUCGGUGGUGUGGCAGAAGAAUAACUUCCCUGGCAAAGCUCAAGGUGUGAACUUUGCUGGCAAGUUGCUCCGGCUGAAGCUGCGCCUGCUAAAGCGAAAUUGCAUGAGGUUAGAAAAAGCAAGAAGCCCCGAGUGAGGCCAAUCAAGUGGCACCCGCAGUUGAAUUGGCGUGGGCUUUAGAGUUUUGCAUAUUAACAUAGACAGAUGCAAAAUGGCCAAAUUUUGGAGUGGUUGAAAGUGGCAAAUUGAGCUGAGAUGAAUGGCAUACAGUCAAUGUCUCUAAGGGAGGCACAACUGCAACGGGAGGUUGAGAGAAUGAUUGCUAAGACAAAUAUGGAGAAACUUAGAGCUAAUUUCCUCUCCGUUGAGUAUGAGACCAAGGUUAGUGGGCUCAUUUACUUCAAAUAUGAAUUGGUUAUAUUUUAAUGGAACCUCUUUCUAUCUGAUUUACAAAGCUAGAGAGA